Molecule: messenger RNA, 2019 nt
Organism: Dermatophagoides farinae (American house dust mite)
Lineage: Eukaryota; Metazoa; Arthropoda; Arachnida; Sarcoptiformes; Pyroglyphidae
Biological process (GO): store-operated calcium entry
Cellular component (GO): membrane
Molecular function (GO): store-operated calcium channel activity
Source: RefSeq, a predicted model, not a curated record
AUGUUAAAAAUGAUGGUAAUGAUGGUGGUUCUAAUGAUAAUAAAACAUUGGCACUGCCACCACCACCACCACCGUCGUCGUCGACUUCAUCAACGCAUUCAACAACGGCACAAAAUGCUAAAAAUUUAACAUCAAAAUUAUUAUUACGUUCAACAUUACUUGGUUCGAUGUCAUCACUGUCUCGACAUCAUAAUAAUCAACGGCCAGCUCAAUUAUUGAUGCCAAAAAUUCACCAACAGCAACAACAACAACAACAACAACAAAAUUUGGAAAAACCAUCAACGACAUGGCCACAAUCCAUACAGCAUUCACAAGUAACACAAACAGCAGUGUCGUGUUCGAAAUCAACGUUAGGAAAACAGGAAGAGGAAAAACGUCAUCAUCAUCAACAACAACAACAACAACAACGAAAAAAUGAUAAUGAUCAUCGAUUAAGACAUCGUCGAGAAUCUAGUUCACAGACAAACGAUAAUAUUAUUAUUAUUGAUAAUAAUUUAGUGUCAACAGUUGAUGGUCAUACUGGACAAAAAAAUUGUGAUUAUUUUCCUAACAUAAAAAUGUCACAAACAUCAUCAUCAUCACCACCACCAACACCACGAUCAUCACGAUCAUCAUCAUCAUCAUCAUCAUCAUCAUCAUCGUCAUCAUCAUCAUCUUCAUCAACAUCAAAUGUAUCAUUAGUAAAAAAUGGUAUUGAUUUGGAUCCAAAAAGCAGUAAAGGUUAUUAUAAUCCAGCCAAUACAUUACCAAUAUCGGUUAAUAGAUUAGCAAAUUUUACAAAUAAUCGUUGGUAUCCUGAACAAGAAACAACAUUCAGUAAUACUAGUAGCAAUAAUAAUAAUCAAAAUCAUUCUUAUAUGACACAGUCACAAACAUUUUUAGCUUAUCAUCAGAAUCAUCCAAAAAUUAAUAAUGGAAAAAAUGUCAAUAAUAGUAAUGAUAGAAUGAAUGAACGUAUGAAUUCAACAACCGUUGCAAUUGGAAUGUCAACAUUAUUUAGUACACCAUCAUUAUUAGCAUUACCAUCGGCGGCAUCAUCAACAAUGCCACAUUAUCGAUCGAGUCCAAUGUCAAGAUCAUAUCAGGAAACAAUAGAACAUUCUAAUGGUAUUCUGAAUGCUGCUAAUAAACCAUUUUUAGCACCAAAAAAAUCAGCUUUCCGAAAACAUCCAUUGAUUGAAAUUACACGUACACGUGCAUUAAGCCGAGCAAAAUUGAAACAAUCAUCACAGGUAUCAGCAUUACUUUCUGGUUUCGCUUUGGUUGCUAUGGUUGAAAUGGACAUUACAACACCAUCAACGAUACCAUUACCGGUGUUAAUGUUUUUUAUCACAGUUACAACAAUGCUUGUAUCGGUUCAUAUGAUUGCAUUGAUGAUUUCUACCUGUAUAUUACCGCAUAUCGAAUCAAUGAAUGCAAUGCAAGAUUUAGUAUUAACAUUAGGCACGAAUGAUGAUCAAAUAAUGAAUGAUCAUAAUGAUCCAAUGAUGGUAACAACACCAUUAAUGAAUGAUAAUCAUCCAUCAACAACAACGGCAACUUUUGUAGCGCCUGUCAAAGAAACAACCGUAGCAGAACAAUUAAUGCAAGAUGCAUCAAUUUAUUAUGGUUCAACACCGCAUCAAAAAAUGAGUCGUUAUAUUUCAAUUGCAUGGUUUUUUUCCACUGUUAUUGGUAUAUUUUUAUUCAUGCUUGAAUUAGUUGCAAUUGUAUGGGUAAAAUUCUGGGAUCAUAAUCGUGGUUCUGAUUUAGAUGAUAGUGAUGAACAUGAAUUAAUUGCCGGUGAUAAUAAUAAUAAUUAUAAUAACGAUAGAUGGCUUACUGAUGGAAAAUUUGUUGCCAUUGUUGCAUCAUUGAUAUUAAUACCAGUAUUAUUGGCAUUAAUAUUUUUUGCUUAUCAUUUUUAUAGAAAAUUGGUAUUAAUCAAAUGGGAAUUGACACAAAAAGUUUUGGAUGAAUUGAAUAAUAUUGCCGAUGGUCUAUCAGCUGGUGAAAAUAUUUGAAAACAACAAACAAAAA